Messenger RNA from Scomber japonicus (chub mackerel), 519 nucleotides. Its product is annotated as protein SPO16 homolog. Gene Ontology annotation, cellular component: chromosome. The coding region runs from base 1 to 519 and encodes 172 amino acids. NCBI's taxonomy places the organism in Eukaryota, Metazoa, Chordata, Actinopteri, Scombriformes, Scombridae. The record is from RefSeq and is a predicted model, not a curated record. The transcript has 5 exons. Gene Ontology annotation, biological process: reciprocal meiotic recombination; synaptonemal complex assembly.
AUGUCAACUGUCAAAGAAACGACUCUUCGAUGGAAAACAACCAUUAUAGUCAGCACUUCUCUCCAGAAGCAUGAAUUAAGCAGGAUGCUAAGCGCUCAGCAACACCGCAUUAGGUUUUCACACAGUGUGCAGUGUGGAACCCUUAUCUUCCCUCAGUCAGGCACUGCAUUUAUGUUCGUUGACCCUCAUGAUCUUCCAGAGAGUAGUGAGGAGUCUGGACUUAUUGAGCAGAUUAAGAACUUUGUGGAAGUCCACAGGAACAGUUUUCUACUCCUAUAUGCCCCCUUCAAUGGGAAAAAGGAAUUGGAAACCUUGUCUCUGAUUCAGCACAGAUUUUUCGAUAGCAGUCUCAGGAUCCUGCCUGUGCGAAACAAUGCUGAGAUUGUCAAAGGAAUAUUGACCAUCGCCAAGGCCACCAGUAAGCCCCACGUGGACAAUAUCCGGGAGCGGAUGUCUAUGGCUCGGGCUCACAUCGUUGAAAGCAGUCCUGUGUGGGAGAUGCUCAGGGACAUGCUGUAA